This is a messenger RNA of Notolabrus celidotus (New Zealand spotty), 1659 nucleotides long. RefSeq lists its product as uncharacterized. The record is from RefSeq and is a predicted model, not a curated record. Lineage: Eukaryota; Metazoa; Chordata; Actinopteri; Labriformes; Labridae. The transcript is spliced from 6 exons. Bases 360 to 1028 code for a protein of 222 amino acids. Gene Ontology annotation, cellular component: membrane.
GAGUCCAAACUCUGGGCAUAAAUCCCCCGCCCUUCCCUCCACCUGCUGCUGGUCAGCCAGGUUAAUGGAUAAACUUCCUACCUGCUGAAGCUACAGUGAAACCAACCUGCAGCCCGGAAGAUACACCGCCGGAGACAAACACUGAAACACUGCGGGUUUCUAGAGGGACAACUAAUGUAACCUUAAGUUAAAGACACAUUUUAGCAGUUAUCACCACCGGAACUCAUGUUUUUGUCUCAGAAAACAGGGAAAAGACUCCGAACUCCUCUCUGACCGGAGGUUUCACCCACGUCUGACCGAGGAUUGAUACAAACUUAUCAAAACAAAAACCGGGGACGAUAGCGGGUAAACACCUGGAGAUGGACCGAUACAGGUACUUCAUUUUCAACCAGAAGAGCGUGCUGGUUCUCGGGAUCCUCCAGAUCGCCUGUGCGGGUCUUUGUGUGGUGUGCGGGUUCAUGGACGCUGUUUUCCGCAAGGAUACCGCGCUGAGUACCACCAGGACACCGGUGUGGGGAGGACUGAUCAUGGCCUCUCCAGGGGUUCUGGCGCUGUUUGCCUCCCAAAGAAAAAACUCAAUACUGGUGAGUGCGAUGGUGGUAGCAGCAGGACUCUCCUGUGCAGCUGCAGUGUUUGUAUCAGGUUACUCCUGUCUGACACUGACCUACGGGGAGGAGGACGAGGAGGUCUUCCACCACCACCACAGUCCUGAAGUGACGUUUGUGCUUCAUCGGAUGGUGAAGGGAGCCAACGCCACCAUACUUCUGACCUGCACCAUCAGCCUGGCUCUGUCCUCUCUCAUCGCCUAUGUAGGCAUGCGUAGUCUCCCCUGCUGUGCCUGCUACGAUGCCAGAACUGGACUGGAGACACUGGUUCCUCAGUGUGACCCCAGCGGCACCGAGAUGGUUUGUACUUGGCAAGGAGGUGAUGACAGACUCUUCAUCUCUCCAGCUCAAUCUACAGACCAGGCCACCACUGAGGAAGAGGACGGUUCCUCCAAACUGCCUCCGUACAGCAGGCUGACCUGACAGCUCGUCCACAUUAGAGACUGAUCUAGCACUUCCUUCUUUAUUGUAUUAAUCUCAGAGGGGAGGCAGGCGAUAACUCGGGAUUAUAUUUCUGUAAAGUUUGGCCAACACAUUUCUCAUGUUUUGUAGAAUAAUAGAGAGAAGGAAGCUGACAACUAGAAAUUACUUUUGAUUGUUGUAAAGAGAUAUUUCAGAGAGAUACAUGUCCUUGAUUGGAGUGAGCACUUUGGGCUUUAUUUUCUCUUUUGCCUGAGAUUUCUGCAGCCAUACUCUUUUAAACUUUGCCAAAGAUGAAUAUCUGUGUGUAUGACAUGCCAAGACUGAAGGCAUAAUUCCCUGUGUGCUGUUUGACAGAGUCGUCCUUUUGGUUUAUUAAUUCCAAGAUUUUUUUUUUUAUGUGUAUGUAAUAAAGGAAGCCUCACUAAGCUACUGAUUGAUGGCCUUAAAGAGAAAAAACUCCACAUUUUGAAGGUUCAAAGUUGUUUACUGCAAUGUUACACACACACACAAACAUUGCAAGCAUCUCCCUUUUUCACACACCCUCCUUCAUUUGUGACCUUUUCAUAUCAUAUCAUUCUGUGAUUAGAGAUACAGUCGUGUUACUUGUUCAUGGCUGUUGUAAAGAAAAGUA